CAGAUAAAUAAAAGAUCUCUAUUCGAUUUCAAUCGAGGAGCCAAUGGGUUGUCUCUUCCGUUGCUUCCGUCGUGCCAAAGCUGAUCGAUCUUCCAUCAACCAUCCCCUCUCUCAACCUCCCGGUGUCAACUCCAAUAGAGUCCAUGACUCCAAGAAUCGUUUAUCAGCUUUGUUUCUCUCUCAAGAGAAAGCAGAUUCUUCGCCUUUUCAUCAUCACAGAGAAGGAUCUGGUUUGUUGGAUUCUAUACAUAUUGACCAAGUUCUCAAGAAUGAGGCUCAGCUUCUUAAAGCUUCAGCAACACCGAUUGAAAUCAGGAAAGCAUCCGAAAAACUUGAAACUCCUCAACGUGGAGAACAGUUUACAUCUUCCCAGUUUCAUUCUUGGAUCUCCGGUAACCCUGAUGCAGUCUUUCAGUUGGGUGAGAAAACAGAUGAAGCCUGUAAAGAGGUUUCAGAGCAAACUCCUAGCAGUUCUAGAGGUUUCAUGCAUCUGGAACUUUACCUUUUUUCUUCUUUUGUCAAUAUCAGCUGCAUGACAGAUGCCCAUAACAGUGCAAGGGUUUACACUGGAUAUAGCGAUGCUGGUGAAGAAAGCCAAGAAAGCGUUGGUACUGAGUUCAGGGAUGCGGUGGACAGAUCCAGCAAGGCGCCAUUCACAGCGAGAAACAUUACGGGAAAGAUGGAAUCAGUGAGGCUCGAAGGUGAUUUUGAUCAAUCUUUCUCUCCUAGCGCUUCCAAAAACAGCACUUCAAAAAUACCAGAGAAGGCUGGAACCAUGAUUCCUUCAAAUAUGGAAUCAGCAUUUAGAGGGAGACCAAGAAUCAGGUCGCAGUUUGUGCAUUCAGCCUCCAAUCUUACUGAAAACGCCUCCAUAUAUAAGCUCCCUGAAGAUUCGGAUGAGAGCCUAGAGCAAACCAAAGUGCAGGCUUGCAAAGAGAAGAAAGAAACUGAAUCUCCCUUAUCAGUAACUUGUGAGGGAAAGUUGGAAGAGAGUUCAGAGAAGAGUAGCCAAAACAAGACGGCAGUAUCCACCCUUACUUAUGGGGACAGGCCUAUCAUUGGAGCGGCUGCUGCUCACUGGAACGAGAAAGAGCAGUCUCAAAUCUCACCCAAAUGGUGGGAUGGUAAUGGGAUACCAAACUCUACAAACAAGUACAAAGAGGAUCAGAUAGUGAGCUGGCACGCAACAUCUUUCGAGGAGAGAUUAGAGAAAGCACUUUCAGAAGAAGGUUGCCAAGGUUUCAUCCCAUCAAGAAAACUUGAAAGAACGGACGAGGCUGAAAGAGACACAGCUAUAUCACAGCUGCAUCAUCCAGCGCAAUCCACAUCAAUCGUUUCCUUCUGAUUCAUCGUGUAGUCUAUUGAGUGUGGAGGCAGUAUUGGCUUACGUACAGAACAGUUAUCAUAACUCAUGAGUAAUAUGAUACAUAGAAGAAUCUAUAUAGCGAACUAUACACGUUAGUUCAUAUCACUUCUAUUACAUUCACAUGAUAAUAGAGGCAGUGUCAUUCUUCCUAUUUUAGAUUCUUAUUUUAUUCAUUACGUAGAGAUUCUGUCUUCUACAUUUGAUCCGUACGUUAGGUUGAUUCUGUUAGAGGGAACAUCUUUUAAAAAUGCGACUGAGACAAGCGGUCUAACUCUGUCUCCGAAUCGCAAGACAUAAA
Messenger RNA from Eruca vesicaria subsp. sativa (arugula), 1664 nucleotides. The record is from the annotation of a GenBank genome assembly. Lineage: Eukaryota; Viridiplantae; Streptophyta; Magnoliopsida; Brassicales; Brassicaceae.